AUGCAGAUGACAGCCAAGAAGACUCAGUCACAACUACUACGCACUAAAUACAAACAGACGUGGAUUAUUAUUAGAGACCUCAGAGGGAAGAAGUUUAACUUUGGGAAGAUUCUCUUCAGCAACACCACCAUUUUCCUGAGAUUUGAAGGAGAUGAAAAAGCUUGUGAUCCCUCCCAAAGUUACAAUGUUACUUGGUACUUAAGAUAUUCUGACUGCUACAAUGAAGUCUUCAACUUUGGGGAUGAACAGGCAGAUAACUAUUUUGGGACUACAUUUGAAGAACAUCCGGGUUGGUCAGGAUACUAUGCCACGGGUUUUCUCCACUUUCGUAAUUGCUCUACGCUCUUCAGGCCUCAGAUUUUCUAUAAAGAAUUUGUUCAUCCAGAGCCUCUCUCACCUGACAAACAAGAGGGACUAAAAGAAAAGAAGGAGAGUGGAGGAAAUCACACAAUGGUGGCAGAUAAACCUACAAUGAAUGCAGUUAUGAAAACUUGGCGAGAUGGGCCAUAUAUAUUUAUUAUUGAAGUUAAGGAUUCUAAUACUAAUGUUAAAAGAACGGAGAAAACACCACCUUCCUCAGAUCAAAAUAAGCCCUUUACAAUGACGGUAGAACUGAAGGGGCCGUAUGAGUAUCUUUCACUUGCAGACUAUCCUCUGAUGAUUUUUUUCAUGGUGAUGUGUAUUGUGUACGUAUUCUUUGGGGUUCUGUGGCUUGCAUGGUCGGCCUGUUACUGGCGGGAUCUCCUGAGGAUUCAGUUCUGGAUUGGUGCUGUUAUCUUCCUGGGAAUGCUCGAGAAAGCAGUUUUCUAUGCAGAGUUCCAGAAUAUCCGUUACACAGGGGAAUCUGUUCAAGGGGCAGUAAUACUGGCAGAACUGCUUUCUGCUGUGAAGCGCUCAUUGGCUCGAACUCUGGUCAUCAUAGUCAGCCUGGGAUAUGGGAUAGUCAAGCCUCGUCUGGGAGUUACUCUUCACAAAGUAGUUAUGGCUGGAGCCCUUUAUCUGUUAUUUUCUGGCAUGGAAGGUGUUCUUAGAGUCACAGGGGCCCAGAAUGAUCUUGCCUCCUUGGCUUUUAUUCCCCUGGCUUUCCUAGACACUGCCCUGUGCUGGUGGAUAUUCAUCAGCUUGACUCAAACAAUGAAACUGCUGAAACUUCGAAGGAAUGUUGUGAAACUGUCUUUGUAUCGGCACUUCACCAACACGCUCAUCUUGGCAGUAGCAGCAUCUAUUGUUUUUAUCAUCUGGACUACCAUGAAGUUCAGGCUGGUGGACUGUCAGUCGGACUGGCAGGAGCUAUGGGUGGAUGAUGCCAUCUGGCGUUUACUGUUUUCAAUGAUCCUUUUUGUCAUUAUGAUUCUGUGGAGACCAUCUGCUAACAACCAAAGGUUUGCUUUUUCACCACUGUCUGAAGAGGAGGAUGAUGAUGAGCAGAAAGAGCCAAUGUUAAAGGAAAGCUUUGAGGGAAUGAAAAUGAGGAGUACAAAGCAAGAACCAAAUGGGAAUGUAAAAGCAAACAAAGCUCAGGAGGAUGACCUGAAGUGGGUAGAGGAGAAUGUUCCUUCAUCAGUGACAGAUGUUGCUCUUCCAGCUCUUCUAGAUUCAGAUGAGGAAAGAAUGAUUACACACUUUGAAAGGUCCAAAAUGGAAUGAAGGAGUAGCUUUUUGCUAUUGGAAGUGGAGACGCCUCUCUUAAAGUUGCUUUGUGGAGCAAGUGCAUCCUGCUGAUUUGUUUCUUGAUCUCAGCCUUGGAAGUUUGAUGCUUUAGUGUCAUGAGGGCGUCUUGAUGUGAAAGAAGUUCACAAGGACAUUAUAAGCCUUUUGGAAAUUUGAAUUUACAAAGUUGCUGCAAGUUUGGAUUUUUAAGCAAUUUAAAUGUGUACUAUUCCAGCACCUUCUGUAACUUUUCAAAUAUUUAAUCUGUGAAACUAAAAUUCCUAAUAUCUGCUUG
Messenger RNA from Chaetura pelagica (chimney swift), 1945 nucleotides. It is a transcript of the gene TMEM87A, whose product is annotated as transmembrane protein 87A. NCBI's taxonomy places the organism in Eukaryota, Metazoa, Chordata, Aves, Apodiformes, Apodidae. The transcript has 20 exons. The record is from RefSeq and is a predicted model, not a curated record. Gene Ontology annotation, cellular component: Golgi cisterna membrane; Golgi apparatus. Gene Ontology annotation, biological process: retrograde transport, endosome to Golgi. The coding region runs from base 1 to 1647 and encodes 548 amino acids.